AUGUACGGGGGGAACUCGCCCAUCGGGGAGAACGCGGGCGAGCGCACGAACUCGAAUGUGUGGAGGGACACGUCGGAGGAGGAGAUUUACGGCAGCUACCUGGGUCCUAAUGACACUGGUAGCGACGUGCCCAUGAUGCGCCCCACGAUGGCGGCUCGCCCCAGCACAACCAUUCACCACGAUAUUGCUGUGGGUCAGCUAGACGACACAGGCGCGGCUGCAGGAGGAGCCACCAAGACGUACACGGGUCGAAAGGUCGUGUGGCCCGGCGCGCUGUUCUUGCUAUUGAUCACGGCCGUAGCACUCGGCUUAAUCACCUACUUUGGCGUUGAGGAGUUUAAUGGCGCACAGACGCAGCAGUCCCUGACCGAAGCGGCAACUGAAGUGGACAGGGAGAGGAAAGUCACGAGCGUCAAGAGCUGUUUGCUGCCGGAUUACACCGCAGCGGACGGCAAGAUUUACGCCACAGACAGCAAGACUGGAGAGAAGGAGCAGCUCGUGUUCACUGGCAUUAAUUGGAGUGGAAUGGAGAACGCUGAAGGCGUCCCACACGGUCUCGCUACCAAACAGAGUUACCUGGACGACAUCGCGGCUAAUCUGUCGGACAACGGCUUUAACGCCGUCCGUCUGCCACUGAACGCCCAGAUGAUCAUCGACAACUCGGCGCCCAACACGAGACUCUUCGUCAACAGUCUGGACACCGACCUCAACGUUGACACAUACAUCGACAUGAUCAAGAAGGUCGUACAGGGUCUCGGUAAGCAGCAGAUUGGCGUGCUGCUCGACAUCCACAAGAUCGACCCGAACUUCACGGACGACACGUCCGAGCACUUGUGGUUCACUGAUGACUACCCUAUUGCCACCAUCUACAAGAUGUUCGAGACUCUGGCGUCCGAACUGUGCACCGAUCUCGAGUACAAUAUUAUCGGUAUCGAUCUCAAGAACGAGCCUGUCGGUGGCUGCUGGCCCGCGGACGAUACCGACGAAUACUGCGAGUCGGACGUCAACUGGCCCCGUGCCGUCGAGACUAUUGGAGACAAGAUCCUUGCUAUCUGUCCCAACUGGCUCAUCGUGGUCGAGGGCAACUACGCCACCAAUACAGUGGCAGAGAUCAACGGCGCGAACGUCACGUACAACGAUUGGUACGGUGCCAGUCUACAGAACGCCAGUGUGAAUCCCAUCGCACUUAAGACGGACGGCAAGGUUGUGUUUGCGCCGCAUUUCUAUUCUCCCAGUGUGUACCCAUCUUCGUAUUUCUUCAAGAAGCAAUCUUCGAGUGGCGACACUGUAUCUGUAACUGAGUACCCUAACACGACCGAGGGCAAUACGUUACUUAAGGCUGCUGUUACCGCCGUGCUGGACAACGCGUUCGGUAACGCCGUGACGGAGGCUGGUGUGCCCACGUUCUACGGUGAGUUCGGUGGUAUUUACGGCGCUGCAGAGCUGCUGCCUGGUCUUACGAGCACGCGUGUGAUCGAGAUCCUCAUUGAGUACGCUAACGAAAUGAACAUGACCGGCGGCUUCGCGUGGGCUAUCAAUCCGGACGGAUCCUACGACUUCAACGACGAGUACAAGCCUAAAGAUCCGUGGCAAUACGGUCUGUAUACGAGCUCGUCGUGGGAUGCGUAUAACAAGGAUUUUUCCACUGGUCUGCAGAACUUGAAGGGUAGUGGCUCGUUCCCGUGUUUCUCGAAGAUUACAACGAUUACUACAUCCGGAUCUGGCAGUACUAGCGCUACCAUCACGACGGACUCAACGACCGACUCAUCAAGCUCCACGGCCGCGGCAACCACUCCGACGGCUGCAUCCACCGCGGCUUCAGGCUCUGCUGCUGCGACAACUUCGACAACUGCGACGACGGAGACGACGGAGACGGCGGCGACGACGGCGCCUUCGAUUGCGACGGCAACUGCGAUUUAG
Phytophthora infestans T30-4 is the source of this 1920-nucleotide messenger RNA. RefSeq names its product cell 5A endo-1,4-betaglucanase. Gene Ontology annotation, biological process: carbohydrate metabolic process. Gene Ontology annotation, molecular function: hydrolase activity, hydrolyzing O-glycosyl compounds. Bases 1 to 1920 code for a protein of 639 amino acids. The transcript has a single exon. NCBI's taxonomy places the organism in Eukaryota, Oomycota, Peronosporomycetes, Peronosporales, Peronosporaceae. The record is from RefSeq and is a predicted model, not a curated record.